Molecule: messenger RNA, 2694 nt
Organism: Galleria mellonella (greater wax moth)
Lineage: Eukaryota; Metazoa; Arthropoda; Insecta; Lepidoptera; Pyralidae
Product: leucine-rich repeat-containing protein 24-like
Exons: 2
Coding region: 288-2051 (587 amino acids)
Cellular component (GO): plasma membrane
Molecular function (GO): protein binding
Source: RefSeq, a predicted model, not a curated record
AGCGGGGUGUAUAGUUCACGCAAACUCUGCGCCCAUAAGCUUCUCAGUUGGCACGACGCGAGUUCGUGUCUGGACGUGGCGGAUCUGUGUUCUGAAUUCGAAAUAUUUUGAGAUUUCGAAAUAUUCGAGUUAUGCCAGUGUGUUACUGUGAAGGUGGCAGUGUUUAAACCUUGUGUAUCUAUUGUACAUAGACGAAAUAUGGAAUGGUUGUUCGGAAGUUUGUUUUUUUAAAAGUCAACGGAUCUUCAGAUGGCAGUCGGCCGAUGUAAACAUAAAGCCGAAAUGAGAUGAGUAUGCGUGUGGCGUGGGCCAGGUGGUACUGGAUUGUUAUAUUCACGACGUGCGCUGCACGGACCGCCAGCGACUGGCUCGACUGCGCCCACAUCGCAACCUGUCGUUGCAAAUGGUCCUCGGGCAAGAAAACAGCCACGUGUGCCUCCAGUGACCUACGCCGCCCACCAUCUCUCUCAUCAGAUAUCCAAGUCCUCGAUCUGCACGACAACCCGCUAAGAAAUCUGCCCCAAGCAGUUUUUGCUAAUAUUGGCCUUUUGAAUUUGCAAAGAUUGAAUCUGAAAGCGACGAAAUUGAGGUCGAUCCAUGCCGAUGCAUUUUUAGAGUUAAGAAUUUUAAUCGAAGUCGAUUUAGCCGAUAACGACCUGUCUAACCUACCGAGAGAUAUAUUUAGAGGCAACGAAAGACUGCGCCUAGUUGUACUAAGCAACAAUCCUCUGACUACAUUAAUUGCAGACCAAUUUCCACCAUUACCGCAUUUACGGAUGCUUCUAUUAGAUGGUUGUAGACUGAGAUCUUUGCAUACAAAUUCAUUGAGAAAUCUAAAAUCACUAGAGACAAUAGAUUUACGUAGAAAUCAGCUAACAUUCCUUCGUUUAAUCACGUUUUCAUUACCUGCUUUAAAGACUGUGUCACUGUCAGGAAAUCCAUGGCGAUGUGAUUGCCGUCUUCGUGAGUUUAAGGACUGGUUUUUAGAUAGUAAAUUGGGUACAGAAGAGUUAGUGUGCGUAGAACCGUCAACACAAGCAGGUAAUAAGUGGCGUAACGUACCAAGUGACAGUAUGGCCUGUGCGCCAGAAGUGCGAUCAAGUACAUUAGUGGUUAGAGCUGAAAUCGGUGCACCUACAUCUUUCGGUUGCUGGGUUCAUGGAGUUCCAAAACCACAAAUUACAUGGUUAUUUGAUGGUGUAGAUGUACAUAAUGGUACUGUUGAUGUCGAUAUGGAAGAGUCAGAAACUAGUAUAGACGAUGAUAAUUUCGAAGUUAGAGUACCUGGAAGUGUUAGAUGGGUUAAUAUUACUCUUUUAAAUGUAACCUCUAGUGCUGCUGGAGAGUGGACGUGUGUAGCUAAAAGUAUCGCAGGAGAAGCGAGAGCUAUUAUAAGUUUAGUUUUGCCCAGAUCCCAAACCGCAACUGCUCGUACUGCUCCUGGUAUUCCUCAGCUUUUAGGAGUUGUAUUUGGCGCUUUAGGUGUUUUAGCCAGCCUUGGAUUUAUUGCUGCUGUUGCCUGUUGGCAUUUAAGGAGAAGAACUGUUCCAGCGAGUCGAAGCUUUACUGACCAAGAAAAAAGACUUAUCGAUGCAUCAGUAGUUGUUAGCUGCGAUCGCUCUAUCGGAGAUAUGGCCUCGCCUUGUGAUUUUGAGUUAACUGAAAGAUCAUUAUCAGUUGAUGAUAAUCAACCUAGAGGGUGUGGUUUCGACCCUGUUCAUAUAACUAUAGAAGGUACUCCUGGAACUUUUCCGCCUCCUCCAGCGGAGUUUGCAGUACCUGUUCCUUAUGGCAAUAUAUUCAUAUCCGUGCAAGUGGCAGGGAGAGGUGAGCCUGGAAAGUAUCCAGAUUUAUUGAGUGGUGGAGCUACUCUACCGAGGCGGAGUAGAACAUGUUGUGCUACACCUGCAUAUGAUAAUAUGGGUCCAAGAGUGACAGCUACUGGAAGUUCUACCUGGUCAUUGCCAGGCGCCAACUCAGAAAACGCAGAACAGUCAGAGACACCUGUUUUAACAUUACCACCUCCACCUCCAGAGUUUGUCUCCCUUUAGCCUAGGCCAUUGGUACUAGACGCCUCUAACCUGAGGUGACCUGGUACCUAGGACAUUUCGAGUCAAUUAGACUAUUCCCAAUUUUAUUGUAUUUAAUGCAAUUUUGACGUGAUUAUUCAUUUGUAAAUAGUUUAGAGUGCUAAGUGCGGACGAUGUGUGACAUCCUGUGAGAUAAUAAGUAAGAUUGUUAUCAAUAUAACAUUAUAUUGUAUAAUAAACUAUUUAAGAAACUUGUUAAUAUGUUGGGAUGAUUGAAGUUGCGACAUCUUCAAAGAGAUGAGAAUGCGUCUCAAGUUAAAUGCCGAAGAUUGCUUUGUAAUCUGUGAACUACUCGUAUUUAAGUGAGACGUACCGUAACUUAUUUCGCAUUUCUCAUUAAAUAUUACAGCUAGUUUUUCACCUUAUUUGUCUCUAGAUAUUCCUUUUAAGUCUUACGCGUAUGUGUCUUCCCAACUUUUGUAAAUAUCAUUUAUUCGUAUUAUACAAACUUCCCAAACAUAAGACUGACCCUUUUGUCUUGUUUUCGUCUCUCUUUGUGACUUUAACGAAAGUGUAUAUACACCUCUUAGACAAGAUAGCUUCAACAUUUACUUUAAAAGCAAAAUAUCUAAUGUAAAUGAAAAUAAACAGAUGAUGUACAAGA